Messenger RNA from Abrus precatorius (Indian licorice), 2425 nucleotides. RefSeq lists its product as uncharacterized. The transcript has 10 exons. Gene Ontology annotation, cellular component: mitochondrial inner membrane. Lineage: Eukaryota; Viridiplantae; Streptophyta; Magnoliopsida; Fabales; Fabaceae. The record is from RefSeq and is a predicted model, not a curated record. Bases 302 to 2248 code for a protein of 648 amino acids. Gene Ontology annotation, molecular function: S-adenosyl-L-methionine transmembrane transporter activity.
AGUACUUAGAAGCAUAUGAGAGAUACAAAUAAUUUCUUCGGCUCCACCUUCUUAAACCUCUUAACCCUAUCACCACCUCUGUCUCCCAAACCAUGAAUUUCAGAGCUUGUCCUCAACCAUCGCUCUCAUCAAGAGUACCUCAUUCGCCUUGCUCCCUCGAUGUGGCCAAUUUUGAUUCGGGUGCCAUUCUCUGCAUUUCUACGUUAUCCCAGAAAUGGAAGUAGGAUUUAACUGGCCUUUUAUAUCCAGACAUUUCUGGGAUAUCUGCUUCUUGAAGCUGACAUAGAAAAUAUUUGAGAAUAUGUCUGGAUGCAAUAAAUUACCUAAAAAUGAUCAACAGUCAAUCAAACGUAGGCGGAUUCAACGUGGAGGGGCAUCCUUUGAGACUGAUCUUUCUUGUGUUGAUUAUUCGCCUCCCCUAUCCAACAAUGAGAAUAAGCAAUGCUACAGACAGAAGUCUCCUCCGAUACUGAGCACAGCUCAGCUCAUCUCUGCAAUAGACCAGAUAUGGGAUUCUGCAAGUCGCCCUCUUUCAUUUUUACUCUCAAAGAAAAAUGUGAAUCAGAACGAUAAAGGGUUCCUUGAAGAUAAGAUUCUGGAUGGCAUUGAUGAGAAAAAGAAUGGCCUGGUCUAUACUUCAAAUAACACUAAUUACUAUUCUGUUUCUGGGAGUGGUUCGCAGAUUGUACAGGAAAAGUUGGAUUUCCCCAAGGUAACACAAAAAAUGUUAGUACUUGAAUCUUCUACUAAUGACAGUCAAGAUUAUACUCGUUCUUUAUUCCAGAGAUUUUCGCAGGCUAGGGAUAGAAAUUCAAAUAAAGAUUGGAAAGAAGUGGAACUUGGGAGGGAGGAAAUGUCAUAUAGAUUAGGAAAUGUAUAUUGGUGGGUUAGUAGGAAUGGUCCAAAGACACUAAACAAUCAUGUGAAUGUUACCCUGCCUGAGAACCUUGAAAUUAAUUAUCCCAUUGCUAAGGGUGGCAUUUCAAUAGAUACAAGCACCCCUGCAUUGGCUAAUGAGAGUGAUGUGUGCAGUCCUGAUUUAAUCACGCAUGAAACUCAAUCAUUGUCUAAUGAUGCAAUCCUGAACACAAGAAAAGCUAGCCCUCUGUGUUCAGACUAUUUUCUUCAAGCUGUGCCUGAUACUAAGGCAGAUGUCAGUGCUUGUCAGACCCUUUCUUCUAGUAUCUGUACAGAUUAUCAUAUUAACUCUUUAGCUACCUGUAGUACUGUUUCUGUACAAGGCCAACAUGAGAUUGAUGAUAACAAAUCACUGGAAAUUCAAAGCAGACAUUUCUCAGAUAUAACUAAUGAUGAUCAGAAGCCUCAUUAUUCCCAAGCAAAGCAAGAACACGCUUUUUCUGGGGCAUUGGCUGGUGUAUGUGUCAGCCUUUGUUUGCAUCCCGUUGACACAAUUAAGACAGUUAUUCAAUCUUGCCGUGCAGAACACAGGUCCAUCUUUUACACUGGCAAAUCAAUUGUUUCUGAUAGAGGUUUGCUUGGACUAUAUCGUGGUAUUACCACAAACAUUGCGUGUUCAGCUCCAAUUUCUGCAGUUUAUACUUUCACCUAUGAAUCCGUUAAAGCAGCUUUGCUUCCCUAUCUUCCAAAGGAGUAUCAUUCUUUUGCCCAUUGCGUGGGAGGUGGUUGCGCAAGCGUUGCCACCUCUUUCAUUUUUACUCCCAGUGAGCGAAUAAAGCAGCAAAUGCAAGUUGGGUCUCAGUAUCGCAACUGCUGGGAUUUAUUGGUUGGAAUUAUCAGAAACGGUGGUUUUUGCUCCCUAUACACAGGUUGGGGAGCUGUACUGUGUCGGAAUGUUCCACAUUCAAUUAUCAAGUUUUAUGCAUAUGAAAGCUUGAAGCAAGUGAUGCCAUGUAGUAUUCAACCCAACACGUUUCAGACUUUAGUGUGUGGAGGAUUAGCUGGAUCUACUGCUGCUUUAUUCACAACUCCUUUUGAUGUAAUCAAGACUAGAUUACAGACACAGAUUCCUGGAUCUGCAAAUCAAUAUGAUAGUGUUCUCCAUGCCCUUUACAAAAUUAGUAAGAGUGAAGGCUUGAAGGGCCUUUACAGGGGGUUGACUCCACGGUUGAUUAUGUACAUGUCUCAAGGAUCACUGUUCUUUGCUUCAUAUGAAUUUUUCAAGAGGGUCUUUUCUCUGGAAGCAUCGCAUCCCACUGAUUUAUGCAUUCAGAACGAAUGCAUGAAUGUUGAAGACAGAAAGAACUUAGAAUUAACAGGUCCAUCGUAGAGAAUGUUCCAGCAGCAGCUUCCCCAAGUUUUGAUAGUUUGCAUUCUUGAUAACUCAAUAGUGUGGAAAAAAAGGUUUAAUGGUGCCACAAGGAGCAAGCAGGUUCAUAAGCUUUUUUUCAAUGAAAAAUGUAUUAUUUAAAAAGCAUGAAUUAUUGGUCCCAUAGGUUAGAGGGAG